Guillardia theta CCMP2712 is the source of this 1122-nucleotide messenger RNA. RefSeq lists its product as hypothetical. The transcript has 5 exons. NCBI's taxonomy places the organism in Eukaryota, Cryptophyceae, Pyrenomonadales, Geminigeraceae. Bases 1 to 1122 code for a protein of 373 amino acids. The record is from RefSeq and is a predicted model, not a curated record.
AUGCGAGGGCGGUUAGCGAUGGCGGUGAAGCCGAUGGAGGGGGAGGGGGAGGGGGGGGAGGAGGAGGGCAUGAGGGGAGGAGGCGGCAGGGCGGAGGAGGAGAAGGCGGUGGCUCCACACGGGUCCCUCCUGAGGGCAAGACGAAUCCUCCAAAGCCACGUGCGCGUGCAGCCCUCACUGGAGGAGGGUCCGGUGCCCCCCAGAGCUGAAGCGAUCAGUCGCGACGAUGGUAAUGCAGGAGAAGCGGCGGUAUUCUGGGACAAAUACUUCAGGAAGAAGGAGCAGAUCGAUGUGCAUGCCCUCAAGCUCGCGCUCGAAGAAGAGCUGAAGCUUCACGACAAGGUGAUCGACGUCAACGUGUUGAAGCGCGAAAUGCGGCUGCCGGACGGGUUCAAGGUCCACAGAGACACGUUCGAGUUCCUCUGCCGAGAUGGCAUGGCGGCUGCCUUCAGAGAAUCGGCUUCUCGAGCUCAACCGCGCCCUCGCCCGGGUAGGAUUGGAGGUCCAGUCAUAGCCAAACGAGCGCGAUACAUCAACCCUUACUCAAAAGCAACUAACCAACCUAUCAUCUUCAAUGAAAACAGUGCGACAUGGGAGAAGUCCAAGCAUGUCGAGGCUGCCAAUGAAGAUAAGACAAGGACGAGUCAUGCAUGGGGAGUCGACUCAUUGCAGAAGGAGCAGCCAGCAGCAGCAACGAGUCAGGUGGAGGAAUUCAGUCCCGGCGAUGAAGUGGGGGAUACGCAAGAGGAUGGGACGAUGGACAAGAGGAACGAGAAUUCGAGUCAACCCUUCACUUUCUCUCAAGAAAACGAUUUUUACUAUUAUCGAACUUGCGCGAAAGCGCCAGGAAUUCAUUUCCUAGCAAUGGCUUGCGUGGGGGUUGAUGGGGUGGGACGAAACGAUUCUUGCAGAUUGGUGUUGGUGUUGGCGUCUGCAAGCAUAACGAUCUUUCAAGUUCUCGUUUCGUGGUCUAUCAUCCGUCAAUAUGAACUGCAAUCAUCCUUCUCCUCGAGUCAGAGAAUCCCUUGGGGAGGAAGCGAGUCGCUCGGCUACGUCUGCUAUUUCUUCGGCUUCUUGAGAAUGCUUGUUGCCGUUGCAGAAGAGCUCAAGGUUGGAGUGUAA